Messenger RNA from Anopheles gambiae (African malaria mosquito), 4012 nucleotides. RefSeq lists its product as uncharacterized. NCBI's taxonomy places the organism in Eukaryota, Metazoa, Arthropoda, Insecta, Diptera, Culicidae. Bases 1706 to 3556 code for a protein of 616 amino acids. The record is from RefSeq and is a predicted model, not a curated record. The transcript has 2 exons.
UUUUAUGAUCGCAUUUUUUGUUUUAUUUAAUUUAUGUGUACAUUAACGUUUUAUGUUUUGUUAUGUUGUUUUGUGGGAGACAUAAUACUUCGCCCAUCUACACACACACGCACCAGUGCGUUCCCCCAGAGUAACAUUUUGUUUGGGCCACUUCAGCCGCGCAAAAAUCGGUCGCACGAUCGCACAUGAUGAUGAUGAUGCAAGCGAAUCGGGUCCGAUGAGCCGGCGAAUUAAUAUUCUACAAACGAAAUGGAACCCACUCCGUGAAGCCCCUCCUCCUACCUUUCCCCGUCUUGAUCUUGAUGGUGAUGAAUUCGUACGAGAUCUUAACGAAAGCGCAAGUGAUAUCGCGGGCUCGGUUGGAGUUGGCUGAGAAUAAGCGCAAAAGCGACGAACCCCGUUGCCGUACGGUCGAAGAAAGCGUAAGGAGUUGUCGGAGCCCCGGCGUUGAGACAAAUGCAAAGCCACUAAAUUUGAUGUCAUCGCCGCGUGUGUGUACGGUGACUCUUCAGACAGCCACAAAAAACGUCAUCCAAAUAAACACCACCUUCUUUUUCGUUUUAUUUCAGGGAAUAGAAAACGAAAACAGAAACUAGCUUGUUUUUGGCUUCUGUAAAAUUAAUGCGCAUGGGACAAGACAACACCAAAAAAAAGUCAACCCUUUACACUUUGCUCCCUUCCAGAAGCAUGCGCGGCUCACCACGCACCACGAAGUAAAAGUAAAUCUUUGUGAUGUUUAGGGCCAAAACAAACACACUGCGACUGCUAGUAGUUCGCACUUCCGACGCAACCCGAUGCAGGGAAGAUGCCUGAUUGCUUUUUGUGCGGUAAUUACUCGCUUCACGGUCUCUUACAACGAUCGCCCUACAACGCCAUCGUAAAGCAUAAACUCGCGCCCGCGCGCUGCCUACUCGAUAGCUCUUGUCGGUGGCUUCGGUUGGUAUGGGGGAAGUGGCAAGUGUCACCGAAAAACGAUGCCAUCGCCAGACGAUUACAAAAGGUGCGAUAAGAAAUGGGCGGAAGGCCGGAAGAUUGGUGUUUCGCUUCCGUAUGAAACACCGCUGGGGUGGAAAGCGUAACCAUAGGAACGGUUCCAUCAACGAGUGUCUGAUGGAAAAUGUCUCUUUCUACAGGCUAAUGAAGGUGUACACAAUGCGCAAGAAGUAGGAUGGGACGGAAAAGUGUCGACUGUUGUUUAAAAAAAAAAGCGCGCCGCGCUAGGGUGCGUCUGAAGAUUGCGCUCCGACAAGUAAGUCACGCGGCCAUAUCGACAGCCAUGAAUUAAAUCCUCUCACACGUAUGGCGUACGCGUCCCCGCGUUUUGCAUGCAUGCGUGUGCGCCUGUGCGCGUUCGACGCCAGAAGGCCAUGGAUGUGACCGCUUUGUGGCCCGAAUUGCCGAUGCGCUGGUGACAGUUUAGUUGUGGCGGUGUCCACGGUACGCUGUGUGUUGUUUUGUCUGUGGUGCGAUGGGCUCGGCUCGCAGGUUGCAGUGAAGUGUGUUCUUUCCAUCCAAAGUGACUGUUUAGUGUAGAGUGUUGCAGAAAAAGGGCGUCAGAACUUGGUUCGUGUAGUGAAAAUUAGUGACAAAAAAGGGAUGUGAAUGUUCACAUUAAAGAAGUGCGCGUGUGUGUGUGACUACUAGUGUACCAGUGGUUAAUAAGCGGUUGAAGAAGAUAACUUUUCCAACAGCCCUUUUCUUCAGAAUGUUUAACGACCGAAAGCUCACCGGAACGGGCCACGGAUUCGUGAAGGCGUACAGUAACAACUGGCUGUCGCAGCUGGGUGCAGUGUACAGAUAUGAAUCACCGAAGGAUGUGCUGCGCAAACCGAACCACCAGCAUCGCAAGAUCGCACUGUACAGCAUACUGGCGAUGGCGUUCGUUGCCUUCUUUACGCUCUUCAUGAUCGUGCACGAAGCGGAACGCAAAUCGCGCAACCAGAUCUUGAUCGAGUCCAGCUUCACGAACGAAACUGCCAUCGAGCCGAGUGCGGGCGGGUACAACACCGUCCUAACGACUCCGCUCUCCUCGGGUAUUGCAGCGAACGAAACGAAACCAAUGAACGACGGCGAGGUAGAAGAAGGAUCCUCCAUGAAACGGACCCGUCGGCUACGGUACUACGGUGCGGAGCAGAAACCGACCGUCCGCCCGUCGGAGCUGGUCGGUCGCGAUCGGUUGGUGCUGCUGCCAGCACGCUUUCUGAAGCCACCGUUGCGUGCCCCCGAGUGGACAUCCUGGGAGGAAGCGAAAGAAAGCAAUUCCACCCAAGCCGCCGACGAGGCGGAACGUCGGCGGGAUGUUUUGAACGUCGAACCGAAACCCUUCCAGGUGGCACCGUUAAAUGGCCAACCGGUACCGAUCGGAUUCCAGCAACCGCGCGUCAAUCGAACGCCGAAAGCACUCGCGCCCAACGAUUGGACACCCUCGAACGUGCAGGACAUUGUGCGGCAGCUAACGCUGGCCAAGCGCAAGCAGCAGCAACAGCUUCAGCAGCAGCACCUACUCUACUACAACUACCCGUACGCUCCUCAGGCUCUUCAACCGGCCGAGUUUAACCACCCGGUGCAUCCGAACCAUCGCGUAAAGUUCAGCGGCAUCUAUCGCCAUCCACGGAAGGAGGGUGACAUCACCACGCUGUUUGGGGCGUCCUCUCAAAAGCCUCGCGAAGUGCAUCUGCAAGCACCGCAGCUCAUCAACCAGCAGCUGCAGCCCGAUCGGCUCUACAACUUCAAACCCUCCAACCCGAGCGAGGUGAAUCUGCUCGCGACGGAACAGUUUCGCUUUGCACCGGCCAGCCAGCCGACGCCCUCGGCCGACAGUGAGGAGUGGCCAACGCGUGGUAUGCCUUUCUCCGUUAUGCUUAACCUCGAACCGAUGCCAGUGGUUGGACUUGGUACGAAGGGCUUUGCGCAGCAGCAAAGGUAUCACCAACGGAAGCGCAUCCGCAACCCGUACCGCAAUCCAUACCGUCAACCGGCCUGGCCGGAGCAAACCUUUGCCCAACUGACGCCUUACCAGCAGCAGCAGCAGCGUGUAAGACCCUCCACAGCACAACCGUAUCGGGCAGUGCCGUUCGGACAGGCCGCUAGUGACGAGUACGAAGGUGGUGAGAACUACUUCCGCAAGGAGGGACGUGUACCACCGCGUAUCCCUCCCUUCUCCGCUCCCUUUAUCGCUCCGGGACGGUUGAUGGUACACUUCAACAUUUACCCUCGGCAUCAGGCGGUAUCGCAGGUGGCGAAUCGCAAAUCGAGCCACGAUUACAGUACGACACCGGCGACCGCUUCACUAGAAUCGCUGGAACUAAAUAGAGGAGAGGAAAGGCAUCAGCCACAGCCCGUGGCACAGCAGCCGCCCAGUGAAGUCGCUCCACCAACGCUGGCACCGGUCACCUCCACCGUGGAGGUGAUAAAAUCGAUCGAAAUUCCAACACAGAUCAACUUCGAUCAUGUCCCGCUGGGACGGAAUCCACCGCCCCCGCUGCCAUCGUUUAGCCGGUGGACGAGUGAUGAAUGGAGUGGCACUGGCCGGUGGACCGGUGGCGUACGGGCGUGAGGAAGGAUGCAUUUUCUUACAGUGCAAAGGGAAUGAUAGUAAUUAGGUUGGUAAGACGAUAUGAUAGGGUAGAGACACGAGGCUGGGAAUCAAGAAGCUUUAUGUUAGUUAAUGAUAAACCAAUGGAAUGCUUGUUUAACGUGGCAUUUAUAGGUCGCGUAGGUCCUUCGACGCUCUAGCGACGCGUAGGAUAGCGCGAAGGAUAGCAUGGCUCUUGUGCACUUUGGAGGACCUUUUGCACGCGUUAGUUGCCGAAAUAAAAAAUGUCCAUUUAACGAGGGAUAAUAUAAAAUUAUUCUAAGGUUAUCUGUUAACUAACAACAUGAACGAUAUGCAUUUUGCUAUAAAAUUCUGAUAGAAAACACAUUUGUCUAAAGGCAAGGGGAGAUGAGAUGUAAAAUGUGUUGCAUCAUAAAAUUCAAAAUAAAAUAGAAAAGGAAAACAUAUCGAACUCAA